Messenger RNA from Phyllotreta striolata, 960 nucleotides. The record is from the annotation of a GenBank genome assembly. Lineage: Eukaryota; Metazoa; Arthropoda; Insecta; Coleoptera; Chrysomelidae.
AUGGAGGCCCUUCCCUCGUUCUACAUGGAGCUCGGUCCCGGGACGAUGGACGAGAUCGAAACGGACCUGUUCCUGGGCGGCCAAGCGGCGGCCAGAAACGCCGAGCUGCUGCAGAAGAACAACAUCACCCACGUGCUGUCCAUCGACAUUCGCCCGUACCCCGCCACCCUGGCCGCCAAGAACAACCUCACCACCAAAUACGUCCAGCUGAUGGACCUCCCGUCGGCCGAUCUGCUCUCGCACUUGGACGACUCCUACAACUUCAUCGCCAAGGCCCAGCAGAACGGCUCCGUCCUGGUGCACUGCUACUUCGGCAUAUCGCGCAGCGCCAGCUUCGUCAUCGGCUACCUCAUGAGGAAGUACCAAAUGUCCUACGACGACGCCUACGAGGUGGUGCGCUGCAAGCGCGGCAUCGUCUUGCCCAACGAGGGCUUCGUCGCGCAGCUGAGGAUCUACCGGUUGAUGGGCUAUCGACUCGACAAGGACAGCAUACACCUGAAGAUGCACCGGCUGACGGUAGCCGCGGAUUCCGUGAAGCGGCUGCGCGUGCUCUCCAAGGACUUCCUGAAGCUCAUUCGGCCGGAUCCCAGCAACGAGAAGCAAUCGUCGAAGGUGAAUUUGUGCAGGUGCAGGAAGUGCAAGAGGCUGUUGGCUACCGAAGCUAAUAUACUGCCGCAUAAGGAUAAGGAUAAGAUUUGCGAUAAGAUGUUCUUCAUGGAGCCGAUCACUUGGAUGAACGUCACCAAGAGCGAUAGAGGGAGGUUGUUCUGUCCGAAAUGUAGCCUGGACGUUGGGAAUUUUAAUUGGGUGGUUGGUAACAUUUGUCCCUGCGGGUUUCGCACGACGCCCGCGUUUUGUAUUAACGCGUCUAAAGUAGAAUUUGUCGCCAUUGCGGGCGACGUCUGGCGACGGCAAAAAGGCGCGCAAAUCGCGGCCCGCGACUCGAAUUUCGAUCAUUAG